Messenger RNA from Ceraceosorus bombacis, 2049 nucleotides. The record is from the annotation of a GenBank genome assembly. Lineage: Eukaryota; Fungi; Basidiomycota; Exobasidiomycetes; Ceraceosorales; Ceraceosoraceae.
AUGUCUUCGACAGCACCCACGCUCGCGGACGCAUUAGGUCCAGCACACAACAUCGACCUGACUCUGGACCGCAUUCAACAGCUGCUUGGACGGCUAGGCUCACCGCAGAAUGCGAUUCCCGUCAUUCAUGUUGCGGGUACGAAUAGUAAAGGCUCUACCACCGCCUAUCUAGAUUCCUUGCUUCUAAAUGCGAUAGGUCUGAGGACCGGUAGAUUCAACAGUCCGCACUUGAUACAGGAACAGGAUUGCUGUAGAGUGUGCGGCAAGGUUGUCAGGGACGAUGUGUGGCAAGAAGCAAAGAAAAGAGUGCAAGCUGCGGAUGAAGGACUGCCGAUGCGCGCAUCCCACAAAGAGGAACCGACGUCGUUUAUGGAAGAGCAACCUCCACUGCGCUGCACAUCUUUUGAAAAGCUGACGGCCCAAGCUCUCAGCGCUUUCGCUUUGCUGCCCGAGGCCGAGAGACCAGAAGUGCUGCUCAUAGAAGUGGGCUUGGGUGGAAGACUAGACGCUACAAACGUCUUUCCUGCCCAGAACGUCCUGGCCAGCGUCAUCUGUCCCAUCGAUUUGGACCAUCAGGCAUUCCUCGGAAACACGCUGAGGGAUAUUGCGAAAGAGAAGGCUGGCAUCAUCAAGAGCAGAGGCUUGGUUGUAGUUGCAGAUCAAAGGAGAGCUUCCGUGAAUGACAGUGCCGCGUCAUCCUCCUCUUCCUCCCUUCAGUACAAUACCGAAGUGCCGCUCGACUCGUUACGACAUGUUCAAGCAGAGCGAAGUCAGAUCGGCGUCGAAGCUGCAGAGAUUCUGGAUUCUGUCCGAGAAGUAGCAUUCAUGGCUGGAGCGCGUCUUGUCAAGUCUUAUGUCCCUUGGCAAGCUCUACAGGCUACAAGCUUCUCGCAGUCCAGCUCGAGCAGUCCAUGGUCGACGAGCACCUGGGUCAAUGCUCGCUACGCGCCCAUUCUGUGGCCCUCGUCGAGCACCUCUGCAAGCUAUGCCGGCACAUACGCCUCUAGAGCUGGUGACACGCUCAUCUCUGGUCCCUCGCUGCACCUUCCUCGAACUCGACCAGCCCUCGUCUCCAUCUUGACAGCUCUACAGACAUUGUGGGCCGUUGCGAGGGACGAGACGCCAUCGGGAUUGGGACAAGAUGGAUCGGAUCCUUUCGAGGAGCUGAGGUUGAAGAUGGCUUGGGCGCUCAGGGAUGAUCGGGAUGCGACCGAUGCUAUUCGGUGGGCUUUGAAUGGAACAAAAUGGCAUGGACGUUGCGAAUGGGUGGACAUUGAGCUGCCCACGACGGUACCGGAUGUGCCAGCUGAACUUGGAAAGGCAGACGAACAGACCCGAGAGGAUGGCGAGGCAAUGCCGGUGGACACUCCCCCACAGACUGGCUCCACCUCGAGCGCAGUCCCGCUUCAUCUUCUGGUGGACGGCGCGCAUAACCCUUCGGCAGCUCAUGCUCUUCGCGCAUACAUCGACCAAUGCAUCCUAUCGCGCGUCGCAUCUCUUCGUGGAGACAAGCCGACCUCGGAGAUUCACCUAGCAAUCAACUGGAUCCUUUCCAUUUCAGAGGGCAAGGACGUAUCGGGUCUUCUUGGUUGUCUUUUCGACGAUGGCCGAUUGCGAGGAGCCGAGGAUGCAUUGUCUCGGUUGCUCGCGGACACCCACAUCACCACGUCUGGCGCUGAUUUCAGCUCCGCCUCGGACAGUGCCGUCACCUUCAGGGUGAAACAUCGGAUAGCGGUGACUUCCUUCAGCACGCCAGUAGAAGGCAUGCCAUGGGUCCGACCACUCUCUGCUCGAGAUCUUUCUAGUGCCGUUCAUUCCACGCUGUCCUCUAGCGAGGGCGCCGAGAUCGAAUCCUUCGCAACGGUGCAAGAAGCCUUCACCUGGAUCUCGCAAGAAGGAGAUGGAAAGACGUUCGUCGAGCUCAACAAGGAUGAGUCGCAAGAAAUGAGCAGAUGCAAGGCUUCAUUCAACAUCCUCGCGGGUAGCUUGUACCUCGUUUCCGACCUGUACAGGGCAUUCCCUCACUUGCUGGCUGACGGAAGCUCGUGA